AUGAAGCUACAAAAUACUAACAAGAUAUCGUCUUUAUUGAUUUUAGCGAACCGGCCUUUGACAAUCGAGGAGCUGAGGGAUUCAAUAUCUUCCGAGUUGGAGGGCAACCCACCCCUGUGGAUCACCAGGAGACCAGGCAGAUACGGCGUGGACGUUUACAUUAACAACGCAAUGAUCCUCUUGGAGCAGAGCAAUUUCCAGUCGAAAUUGAAAGUUAACGGCGACACCAUGACUCAGGUCUUGCACAUCAUAAACGAAGUGCUGGAGCCUGUCCGAUCCAACUCGGUGGAAUCACCGGUCUACAAUCCAAACGCUUUUCAAUUUCUGAACCAGAGCGAAAAUCUCAAUUUGGGCGACCAUCGCGUACGUACCUUCCGACAGCAGAUCGUCAUCGAGAAGAAGGAAUCUAUCUACAAGGCUGAAGGUCGUUUUACUUUCUUCAUUCCCGUUGACGAGGGUUUCAAGCCGGUGCCGAGGCCACGAUUGAUUGAUAGGCUGGUGAUCGACGGGCACGUGAUACCCUACGAAGUCCUCUUCACCGCACCGACGCCAGACAAUGUGCAGUAUCCAACCCUCGUAUUCUCCGACAAUCUGAAAGUCGUCAUCAGCUUUUCGAAGUCGCAAAAUAAAGUCUACGUUCAAUCGAACACACUGGUAGGCGAUGCGACUCACACGGACGGAGUGGUGCUGGCGGAAAUAGUGAAGGGGAACAUUCCGGUGCGCAACGGCGUCGUUCAUCUGAUAGCACGACCGCUCAUGGUCGUCGACAACACCGUGCGAGGUUUCCUAGAGUCCUUCAAGGGCAUCGAAAAGGAGGAUGGACCAGUGUACAAGUUUUACGAGACCAUCCGCGAUUUCGGGGACGACAUUAUGUCAACCAUCACUCAUCUGCAUGACGUUACCCUCUUCGCUCCCAGCAACGAAGCGCUGAACGAGCCGAACGUGAAGCAGAUGCUGCAGGACAAGAACCGCAUGAAGGAAAUCCUCAAACUUCACUACGUCAAAGAGCGACUAACCCUCGACAAGAUCAAGGACAAGAGCGUCAGCCAAAAAGCAAGAGACUUCGUCGGGAAGUCACAAGUCGGGGUGGCGACCGCCGCUGAGAAGAAGAAGCUCUACUUCAACGUGGUGCAAGGACCGAUGGAGAAUCAGACCGUCACCGUGGAAGGCGGUGGCGUGAACGCCACCAUCAUCACCGCCAACAUCGCCGCCACCAACGGGAUUAUCCACAUAAUCGACAGGCUUCUCGGGGUGCCCUACACCACCGUGCUCGACAAACUCAGGACUGAUCCGAUGCUCAACUCGACCUAUUCGCUGGGUCAGCGACGUGGAUUCAAUGAUCAGUUGAACGAUACGAAGAAGCGAUUCACGUACUUCGCCCCGUACGAUUACGCCUGGAAAGACGCAGCGAAUAACUAUCCAUCAACUACUAAGAAGCUCUUCAUGCCCGAGUUCAGUUAUCACACGAAGCAGAUAUUGGAGCGACAUCUCAUAAUAGCGGAUCAGGCGUACACGAUGGCGAAGCUGAAAGAGAUGAGCAACGACACCCUCAACCUCCCAGCGGCCAGGGACACUUUAAAGCUUCGUAUCAAGGAGCACAGCGAAAAUGAGAGGUACGACGAAAACGCAAUCCGUCCAGAAACAUCCGGCUACCAAGUGGAAUGGGAGGGCAAGAAGAUCCGCGUCAUCCGUCCGGACGUCGAGUGCACCAACGGUAUCAUCCACGUGAUCGGCUCUGUGUUCCUCAAGGAUAGCGACGUCCGAGUGACGGGUGGCGCGUCGCUGGCUACCCUGGCGCCCCAUCUAAUCAUGAUACUGAUAGCCAAGUGGCACCUGUAAAAGCCCUCAUCGCGUCGCAUCGUCUCGUAUCUGCGGCAGGUGCGUCUAUAGGAAUUCUCCUUGGGGGCCGUCUCCUAUCGUCCUCGAGCGGCGGCGACAACGACGACGCAACGCGGGUAGGCAUGGUCGAUCGACCCGUUCGAUCGGACUCUCCGAAAGGACAUUUAUUGUGCACGGGGAAAUGAAGGGGGAAAGGGGAGGGCGGGGAAAACUUGAGAAUCCGAAGAUCCGGUGGUGACCGAGAAUCCGCGAGAUCAGAGAUCCAUGGGACUUAAACGAUCCGAGGAUCGACGGGGAUUCGCGGGAUCCGGAGAUCCAAGGAUUCGUUCACGUACGUGGCUCUAAGAUCGCCAAUCUGUAGACGUGAAAGGGAGAAGGGGGGGGGGGGACGAGAGGAAGAAGGGCAGGAAGAAAAGUGUCCGAUCGGUUACUUUAUAACGAUCGUACGAAGGCACGAAGGAAGCUCUCGCCGAGGGAACGACGCGAGGACGACCGAGCACUCACGAUCGCACGGCCUCAGAAUGCCAGGAUAGCCUAUUAUUUAUUGAGUAAUCGUCCGUGGACGUAGCGGGGACAAUUUUACGGGUUAGAAGCGUUAAUCGUACCAAAUAAAUGGUUAAUCUCGUACCAAGUAAUCUAAAUAAAUUUAUUGAGAGAUGGAAGAGUGUGAAGAGAGGCGGAGGAGAGGUAGAGAGAUUUCGAGGAACCUACUUCGAGUAUUAAGGCAACGAUGAAAUUGCAUCUCGUGAGAUCACGCGACUGUCAGCGAGCGACGCAAAUAUGCAAAUAAAAUCGCGCUUUAAUCGAUCGUUCUUUCCAUUAUUAUCUAAGCAAUCGUAUUGGCAAGAAAUUAUUUGAUUUUGUGUCUCAACCAAGAAAAAAAUUGUGACUUUACAGUUGAAUAAGAUGAUCGAUAAUGCAUUUAAUUGCAUAUCUCACGCGCCGUUCUGUAGAAUUAAUAGGAACUUAAUGACGUAUCAAAACGUUUUCACACGACCCUUAGAACAAGACUUCGCCAUUCCCUCGCGGAAUUGUACGAUUUUAUAUACGACAAGUACGAUUUUAUACAAUCGUAAACAUUAAGUCCAAAAUCCUUUCCCUCCAAAGCGACGACGGUAAUAAAACUAGACGCAAUCACCUGUUGCAAUUAACGACAGUAAUAACGUCGAGACGCAAUAUCGAUCACUUCAAAUGAGUAAGCAUUUUCGGGAUAAAGGAAUCCAUCCCGAAUCUUACCAUCUCGAAAUUCAUCGAUUUCAAAGUCCUGUGUAUUCUUUUUCGCAUCCAUGGAUCCUCUCAGAGAAUAGGACAGUCGGAUUUUUAUCAAAUCUCAGGACUCCUGUAGAUCCUUAAAUCCCUAUGUGAAUUUUCGCUUCUUCGACUUUUCGAGCGGGAUCCACGGAUCCUCGAACUCCUAAUAGACAAGAAGUCUGUUCUUUUGAGCUGAACAUUUCUUGCACAGUUCAUCUUUCUUCUUUUUCUCUCUACGUUGAAUAAAAAAAAAAGAGAAAAUAAGAUGAACGUGCAAGAGGUUCAGUUCAGAAAGUACAGGCCUCAUACUUUUGAGUUAGAGAUCCUUAAGUAAGAGCCUGGUUAUUCGAAACAAAUAUGGCAAUAUUUGACUCUGUAUUGCAGAGUAUAUAAGCUUUUAUAAGCUCUAUGUGAUUCAACCUAUAGCCGGAGGCGUUACGAGGCACUAAACAGGUACGCUCCAGCAUACGGCGCAAAAUUUUAAUAGGCAGCGUUACUCUUGUAAAUAUAAAGCUCUACCUUGAUAUUUUAAAUGAAUUAGCUAAAAGUGAUUUUCUGGAAAUCUUUUCAAAUUUAGCAAUAAUGUUAUAGAUUUUAUUAACUGUGCCAAUAUCUAUGACAAUUGCAGAGGCAUCUUUUUCGAAAUUAAAAAUAAUAAAGAAUUAUCUGAGAAAUACAACGACACAGACGCGGUCACGCGAUUUAGCUACGAUAUCAAUUGAAAAAAAAUUGGCGAACAGUCUUAAUUACGUCGUAACGUCUCUGUCUUUAGCUCUGCCAUAACUCAUAUAGAUCGACCAUGAUCUCCCUAAAUCUUAAGGAACAAAAAUAAUUAAAACCACUUAAACAAACUAUACUUAAUGAUUCACAUGAAAUUAAUUUUGGAAAAGAAGAUAGAAUUAGGAAGAUUAUAGAAAAUUUUCUGAGACUCCAAGAUGGCUAGUGUGAAAAAUUUAAGCUUUUCCAGUUCGAAGAUCGAUUAAAAAUUUUAAUAGAAAAAGUAAAUUAAUAAAUUAAAUACGUGUGAUUUAUCUGCAAGUAAUUAAUGUAAAAAAUAUAAUUAAUAUAACAAUUCCAAUAAAUCCAUCCUCCUCCUUUCACGAGUUCAAAAGUAUCAACUUUAAUUUGAUCCCUCCUCAAAUAAAAUUCUUAUAUAUACAACGCUGCCGUAUUUGUCUCAACUGUAAACAGACUGCUGAGUGCCCAAAGACUUUUAUUUGAUGCUCUCUACUUCAGGUCUUCGUAGAUUCACAGUCGAUCGGUCGAUCUAAUAAUCAUUGUCGUCAGUUAGCGUCGUUGUAUCAAUUCGCGGCAGUCUUGUGAUGAAAUCGGAUCGAGCACCGACACAAACAGACGCGUAAAAACACGUCAACGUCAUCACGGUAUGGCGAUACGGCGAACGUAUCCCGGGGUGCGAGCGCAUAGCGACGCGAACGGGGUGAACGUUCAGCCCCCUGUUCCUUCCCCUGUUAAACCUCGUCGUUCCCUUUAGGACACCGUGUUUUCGAGCCUUUCGUUGUCACGGAAGGAUUAUAACGGCCACCGCGGCCGCUCAGGGACGGCCCCGAACGAUACCCCGCUAUGUAUCAUAUCGUAUUUACGCUGUCUACUUACCGAGAAUACUGCCAUGCACGCAGGCUUGCGGACGAGCUUGCAAACGAGUUUUUGUACGAUAAUUAUUAACGGAGGGAGAGCGAAAGGUAGAAAAAGAGGAAAGAGUAAAAGCGAGGACGCUCUAUCUUGAAACCGGCGAUCCCUAAAAAAAAAAUAAAAAAUAAAAAACAAGUGCGUUAAGCUAUUACACGAAUUUAGAAGCGCGAGGAAAUAAAGUAUCUUGACUUAGGAUGCGCAGGGAAAGAAAAGUUUGGCACUCUUAGCUUCUAUUAGUUUGCAAAUUUACAACAGAAAGCAAUAUCCUCUUAAUUUUCUCGUAUUAUCUAGGAUACGGUAACUUGUUAAAAGAGGAAACUGACAGGAAUUCAUUCUGUGGAGUGAAGGGAAAAAGAGAGUUUGCUGCACAACGUAUCUUAAAUACCUGUUAAAGAAUUAAAUUAAGAAAGGUCGCUGAAUUAAUUCCCAACAAAGAAAUUCGUCCGCAGAAGGAAUUCCUAUCUCCUUUGGUUCGCUUAUUUUUUUACGGGAACGGAAAGACAUUCCGUGACCAUAUCUACUCUAAGUGCACGGCACGCGCUAUCGUUCUUGUAAUAACUACAUCCCGAUGAACUUUCUUUUCCCUCCACGCUCAUCGCAUUGUUACAGGCACACGUACAGGCACAUGCAUAUAUACACGCACACCUUGCCCGUCGAGUAGCGAACUUACCAUUAAGAUCUUAGCUGUAUGCGAGCAAUAGCGACGGCCCAUCUUACUCGUAGAAGGGAAGUCCGAAAGACGCGGCUAAAAGGAAACUGGUAUAAGUUUAUAAUGAGAUCGAUUAGACGCAUUCAGUGCGCACUGAUGCACAUUAAAACUGUUGUAUACAGAUUAACGUAAAAAUACGUGUUUAACUCUGGAAUAUACACCAUAAGUUUUCCAGACCCAAACGAAAUUUUACUUGCUUCGAAGAAAAGAAAAAGAAGAUUUCUCUUUUAUAAUGUAAUAUAAAACUUUCGAGCAUUACGAUCUAUGCAGGUAUAUUCCUAAAUCUCAGAGAGCUUUAAAAUAAAAAAGAAAGAAAGGUAUUAAUCAAAAAUCUAAAUCAAAGUUACAUCCUAUUAAGGUUACAGUAGAUUUGGAAGAUAUAUUGUAAUUUUGACAGGUGUGUUUUCAAAAUAUUUUGGAAGGUGUGUGUUCUAGGGUUAAUAUAAAUAUAGAAACGAGUUAAACCGCGAAAUCAUCAAUAAACUUUAUUGUGCUGUUAGAUAAAAUAUGUAUUUUAUAAUUCGAAAUUUUUGCAUUUCACUUUUAUACUCGAAUUAAAUCAGUACAUAACAGCUUUAAUGUACAUCAACGCACACCAGUGCGUCCGAAUUUAGAACCGAUAAUCAAAUGAGAUCCGAAAGGUGGGAAUUAAUUCUUUCGUUGACCAAAAGUCGAAAAAAAAAGGGCAAGUUAGCACUUCUCCGAGCUUCUCUUUCAAUGAUCGUGAUAUAUAUUGAAAAUCUUUGAUACAUGCAAAUAUAUUUCUCAGAUACGUACCGUUUUAAACGCAUCGCGAGAGGAUUUUGACUAUAGAUUAUUGAAUUUUUAAAUAUCCGCAUAUCUUGGAAGCGAUCCGAGAUCCAAAGAGACGCGGAGAAGAAGCAGAACUUUAUUCGUUAAUUAAUCGGAUGUUCCCUUAGUGAGAGUAUUCUCGCACAAGCUUAUCUAUCGAGGAAAUGAAUAUUAAAGGAUAAUGAAUAUUAAAGGACAAACGGAGCUUUCCAUUUAGCCUUCGUCUUCGCUAAGGUAAAAUCGAUUUCACAUUCUCUCACGAAUAAAGUCCUGCUGCAAGCGCUACGCUUGCUUGUAGUGCAAACGAAUUAAAAUAAUAUAAAAAGAAAAAAAGAAAAGCGAAUACUCGACACGUUCGGAGCUCGAAGGGGGUGAUAAAGCCUCGAAAUUUCGUGUCCUCCUUGGGGAUGAACCUGAAGUAAAUGCAGUAAGAGAAGCGCAAGAUGGUUCACGUUCAACUGAUAAAACGCCGAAACCUAAAUGAAAGACAAUUGACUGAUCGGAUCGUCGUUAAAGUUUCGCAACACGGUCCGAUAAUUUGUUUGCAUUAGUCACGUAUAAAAAGAAAUAAAAAGAUUGUAAUUAGCGGGCGCGUAAUCGGAGCAGCCACAACUUUCUCCGCGAGAACUUGAUUUAACAAGAAAAAAAAAACGUCGAUGUUAUACGUGUUGAUAUCAGUCUAUACAUAUAUAUAAAACAAAUAAAGAUAUAUAUAAUAAACAGAGAUAUAUAUUAAUGAGGAAGAAAGUAUCGAUCGAAGAAGAACGAGUCGAGGGGAAAAAAGACGGGAAGGUAGAUAAAAAGAAGAGAAUAAAAGAUUGAAAGAGAAAAGAAACAAAAUACUAUCAGAUGAUAACUUAAACUUGUUGUUGGGAUGAAUUGAUAUUACGAAUUAUUAUUAUUAUUAUUACAAUUAUUACCUAUAUAAAAUAUACAUAAACUCUAAUUAAUACUGUUUGCUCGUUAGAUGAACUAAGAAAAAAGAAAAAAAAUAGCGAAACUCUAUUUCUCCGUGUAGAUGUGUCUUAAUGUUCAGCUUGUUCGGCAGCCACGCAGUCGACACUAAGUGAGCUGGGUUCGGGGCUGCCAUAAAUCGAUGGGGGAUGAUUCGAGUCGGGAGACAAGA
This is a messenger RNA of Acromyrmex echinatior (Panamanian leafcutter ant), 7367 nucleotides long. RefSeq names its product fasciclin 1 Fas1 domain-containing (gene Fas1). Gene Ontology annotation, molecular function: cell adhesion molecule binding. Gene Ontology annotation, cellular component: extracellular matrix. Gene Ontology annotation, biological process: extracellular matrix organization; cell adhesion. NCBI's taxonomy places the organism in Eukaryota, Metazoa, Arthropoda, Insecta, Hymenoptera, Formicidae. The record is from RefSeq and is a predicted model, not a curated record.